GACAGUUUACUACUUUGUCAUUUUACCUUUUAGGUCCCGACACGAAAUUAUAAACAAUUAACAGUAAAAACAAAGGGCUAAAAUCUCGAAACCCUUAAUCACCUCCAAUGAAUUAACGCCACGUAUAAAAUGGCAAAACUAUUUACAUUUCUUAGACACGUGGAUUAAUUUAAUUAGCCUUUGAUGUUAUAAAAAAUACUUCGAUGUACGAUUAACUUUUCUGGAAAUAUUUGAUAUUUUAUUUUUUUUUCUUCUAAAGCUUCUUUGUUUGCUUCCUCUUUUUUCGUCACUGUUUCCCUGCAAUUUGAUCUCUGACAAAUUUUUAUUUUUAUUUUAACUAAAUGACCUUCUACGAAUGUUAAAACCCAGAUUGAAUUCCUCAUGUAAACUUUUAUCUAUUUUUUAUUUUUAUAUUUAUUUUUUAAAAGUUUCUUUUUACUGGUUUUUUUGGCUUUUUUUUUUUAGCACAUGCAAGGAAACCCUUUUGUUAAAUUUUUUUGUCUGCAGAGUUUGGUCUAUGUUUAAGGGUCUAAAGAGUAUGUAAAGGAAGCUUCUUUCAAGCUAAAGAGAAGGAAGAUGUUUUUUGAACUUCUAAUCCAUUAUAUUGAGGAAUCUUAGUUUGUAGUCACCCUUUCAAAAUUACAGCUUAUUCUGAGCUUUCUGGUCCACAAACUGGAUAGUCAAGAUACUAAAACGUUGUGACUAAUUAUGAUAUUUUCUCGGCUUGCACAACCAGGGCAUAUGAUGAUUGUUUCUUUUGCUCAUAUUGAGUGGAAAGAAUGAUUCUAACAAAGCAGUAUCGUUGCGUACACUCUUCUAGUUGUCAAUGCACAAAAGGUCAUCUAAGUGAGGAUGUGAUUUUCCUUGUGUUUCAACAUCUGAACUGGAACCCUAAGUUGAUUGCCACUCUUUCAUUCGUCUGUAAAUGGUUUGAUGAUCUUGCCAAGAGAGUACUUUGGAAGGAGUUCUGCAAAACAAGGGCCCCAAAGAUGAUGCUUGAUCUGCAGUCUAAUGGAAGUCAUAAUGUUGAUGGGAACUGGAGAGCACUUGGAAAGCUGCUUAUAUAUUGCUCAGGAUGUAGUGGUGGUUGCUUGUUCAAUAGCAUUCAAAUCCCUGGCCAUUUUGUUUACAGAACCAGGUUCUCUAGGACCUCAGGCAAGAGCUUCCUUUUACCACAAUGCAGAACAGAUGUUCUAUACGUGUCUGACCCUUGUGAACAUCUUGACCAAGGGGAGGAGGGUGAUGUGGGAUUUUUCCGGGGAGUUUUCAAGUCAUUCUUUGUUUCAAAGGUUCGGAAGAUGUUGAUUGACAGGGGUGCCCAGCUUCAUCCAGCAGCGGUGUGUCCUUAUUGUAAGGCAAAAUUGUGGAACAUGCUACAAGCUAAAAUGGUACCACAGAGUGCGAGCCGUAGAUUGGGAGCUUAUAAGGAUUGCAUUGAGUAUUAUGUCUGCCUCAAUGGACAUAUGCUUGGCAUCUGCACCCUUUUACCCUUGUCUGAUUCUGAAGAGGCAUCUGAGUCAGAGUGAUAUUUUGAAUGCGAACCAGGUGAAGAAACAAAUCGAGGGUGCUGCAUCAAAACCAUAAUCUAUUGUGAACUCUUCAAGAUUGUAUGUUGCUACUACUGGUAGAGGAUCAAAAGCUACUAGUAAAGGAUCAAGAGUUACUAAGAAAGGAUCGAGAGCUACUAGAAGGGGAUCAAUAGCUACAUCUAUGAUUGUGAAUUCUACUGCCAUUCCCGUUGGCUUUUUAACUUUUGGUUCAAGGACUUAAACUGCUAUUUCAAGUAAAAAUCAAAUGUAUGGUGAUUGAAGGGCUGCUCGAGGUAGUCAAUAUGUAGCAUACUAAUCUUUAAAAUGGAAAUAUGUAACUUUUUGUCAGUUGAUGUACUUAACUUUUGAGAUGUAAUAUCAAGUUAACUUUUGGGAUACAAAUUAAUUUUGGGAAGUACAUGUAUGUGUUAUUAGGCUACUUGUGCACACGUAUGUGCUAACAGGACACAAAUUUUUUUUUUUUUUUUUAUUAAUCCAAAGAUAUAGGCAUAGUUAGUUAAUUUGAUUG
Molecule: messenger RNA, 2058 nt
Organism: Durio zibethinus
Lineage: Eukaryota; Viridiplantae; Streptophyta; Magnoliopsida; Malvales; Malvaceae
Source: RefSeq, a predicted model, not a curated record